This is a messenger RNA of Malus domestica (apple), 1989 nucleotides long. RefSeq names its product dnaJ protein P58IPK homolog. Gene Ontology annotation, molecular function: protein binding. NCBI's taxonomy places the organism in Eukaryota, Viridiplantae, Streptophyta, Magnoliopsida, Rosales, Rosaceae. Gene Ontology annotation, cellular component: endoplasmic reticulum lumen. The record is from RefSeq and is a predicted model, not a curated record.
UUAACGUUUUUUUCACAAAAAUACAUUUAGCAAACAUUUACGCUCAAAAACUCUGUUCGAGAAUUGAGGGGGGAGAGAGGGAGAGGGUGAUGAUUUGGAGUUGCUCAUCCGCCAUGGAUAUGGUGGCUUGGAGAGGGCUGAUAUAUACUGGGUUCUUACUGCAUUUCGUGUUCGUCUGCCAGCUCCUCCUUCUGCAACCUCUGGUUUCAGCUCUGGAUGGAAAACCUGGUAAUACGGCUGAGUUGCUUGAGAGGGUUUCACAGAGUAUAAAGGUGAAGCGUUAUAGCGAGGCACUUAAUGAUCUUAAUGCUGCUAUAGAGGCAGACCCAGCACUUUCAGAAGCAUAUUAUCAUCGGGCAUCCGUUCUUCGUCAAAUAUGCAGAUAUGAGGAAUCAGAGAAGAGCUACAAAAAGUUUUUGGAGCUAAAACCACGAGAGUCGGUUGCAGAAAAGGAGCUUUCUCAAUUGAUUCAGGCUCAGAAUGCUCUAGAUACGGCUAUGACUCUCUUUGAAUCAGGCAACUAUGCAAAAUCUUCGGAAUAUGUUGAAAAAGUAGUACUGGUUUUCUCUCCUGCAUGCUCAAAGGCCAAAUUGCUGAAGGUGAGAUUGUUGUUAGCAACUAAAGACUAUUCUAGUGUCAUUUCUGAGGCUGCUUACAUUCUCAAAGAAGAUGAGGAUAAUUUGGAGGCAUUAUUACUCCGGGGCCGUGCCUACUACUAUUUAGCUGAUCAUGAUGUUGCUCAAAGGCAUUACCAAAAGGGUCUCCGCCUAGAUCCAGAGCAUAGUGAACUGAAGAAAGCGUAUUUUGGACUGAACUUACUCAAGAAGACUAAAAGUGCCGAAGAUAAUGUAAAUAAGGGCAAGCUGCGUGUUGCAGUAGAGGACUUCAAGGCAGCCCUAGCGUUGGACCCUAAUCAUCUUGCACAUAAUGUACAUCUUCAUCUUGGCUUGUGUAAAGCUUUGGUCAAGCUUGGGAGGGGAAAGGAUGCUUUAAGCAGUUGCAAUGAAGCACUUACAAUUGAUGAGGAGCUUCUAGAAGCUUUAGUUCAGAGGGGUGAAGCUAAACUUCUGACAGAGGAUUGGGAUGGAGCUGUGGAAGAUCUCAAAUCAGCAGCUCAACAAUCGCCUCAGGAUAUGAAUAUUCGAGAAGCAUUGAUGAGAGCCGAGAAAGCCUUAAAGAUGAGCAAGCGCAAAGACUGGUACAAGAUUUUGGGAGUAUCAAAAACUGCAUCCAUAUCUGAGAUUAAACGUGCCUACAAGAAGCUUGCUUUACAGUGGCAUCCGGAUAAAAAUGUUGAGAACAGACAAGAAGCAGAGGACAAGUUCAGAGAAAUUGCUGCUGCAUACGAGGUUCUCGGCGACGAAGACAAACGUACGAGGUAUGAUAGAGGUGAAGAUAUUGAAGAAAUGGGAAUGGGUGGUGGUGGCGGUGGUUUCAACCCUUUUGGUGGUGGUGGCGGUGGUGGUGGUGGUGGACGGCAAUUUACAUUCACCUUCGAAGGGGGGUUUCCUGGCGGUGGCGGUGGCGGUGGUGGAUUUGGAGGAGGCUUUCCUGGUGGAUUUGACUUCCAGUUUUGAUUAUCCCUAAACGACUGUGCCAUUCGAAGGGAGCCCCCAGAGCAGUUUUACUAAUUGCUGACAGAUUCUCGGUGAGAUAUACUGCGGCCACCCCAAAAAAGUUUGAUAGGUUUUACAUGGAUUUUUCGCGGGAGCCUUGUGCACUGGGUACGACCUUUUUGAGAGUUGCUACGCGGAAAUGUCAAGAGUUUAGAACUUGUAUUAACGAAAUUUGAUGAGACCAUUUCUGUAUAUGUUGCCUUGUACGCUUUCGAUAAUGGUUUCUCAUCAGACUUUGCAUGGUUCUUGUUAGAAGGUGAGGGUGAAUCUUUUUAGUGAAAUUUUUUAUUCACAAGAAAUAUGUUCGUUGAUUAAACUGUAUUAUCAGGUAUAUGUAAGGUAUAUUUAGUUCAAACUACAACAAUUCGUCUUA